AUGGCUUCGUCCAAUCCAGCUUCGGAUCAAUUCAAGGUCAUCAUUGCCGGUGGCAGUCUCGUGGGCCUCGGCCUAGCUCUAGCGUUGGAACGUGCCGGAAUUGAGUACGAGCUUUUUGAAAAGGGAGAAUUCGCAACACAGCUCGGGGCUUCGAUUGGAAUCCAUCCGCAGACCAUUCGGAUCUUAGAGCAGUUGGGAGUCUGGGAAGACAUUGAGAAACAGGUUGUACCUCUGCAACAUCGAAACCAUUAUGAUGGAAACGGUCACUGCUUUGAGGAGUCGCAUGUGCUAGUGGAAAUUCAGGAAAUUCUCAAACGACCUAUUAUCUUUGUGGAGCGGUGCAAGGCUCUGGAAGCUCUAUAUAACCAUGUGAAAGACAAAUCGAAACUUCAUGAGCAUACCGCGGUUGUUGGAUAUGAAGAGACCGCCCAGGAUAUUACCGUCACCACUGACGAUGGUAAGCAACACCACGGUCACAUACUCAUCGGUGCGGAUGGAAUUCACAGCAGAGUGAGAAAGUUGAUGGCCGACAAAAUCAGUAUGACGGAUCAGUCACUCGCCAAGGAAAUCAACGAGGGUAUGUACAGCCCCUUUUUGAUGUGUCUGCUGAAAGCCUGCAUAACUAACCUUUUCCGAUGGAUAGCUUUCACGAGCGAAUACAACUGCAUAUUUGCUGUGUCUCAGAAAAGCGCCACGAACCAGUUCCUCCCUGAUGCAAUGGUACACAAUGUGUACUACUAUGACUAUUCUGCAAUUGCGGCGGCUGGUGUGCCGGGGCUCGUAUUUUGGUUCAUUUUUGUCAAGAACUCCCACCUCACGAGGACUCCCAAUUGCCCACGAUUCACGGAUGACGACGCAGAGGCCUGCAUUCAGAAGUAUGGAAGCUCUCUGGUAGGUCCUGGGUACACCGUGAAAGACCUCUGGGAUGCUCGAGUCAAAGGAACAAUGGUCGCUUUGGAGGAAGGGGUGGUUAAACAGUGGAGGCAUAACCGGGUGGUAUUGAUGGGCGAUUCGGUUCACAAGGCCACAAUCAACCCCGGAUUAGGUGGCAACUUGGCCUAUGAAGGCAUCGCUCGUUUCACCAACAGACUCGUGCCUUUAUUGAAAGAAACCCCUAUGCCAUCCCUUGAACAGUUGACCGGCGUUUUUGAUCAGUACAUUGCCGGUCAAAUGCCUCGAGCAAAGACAGUCGUUGACAUUUCCGGCCAGAUAACGCGGUAUGAAGCUCAAGAUACCUGGAUUCUCAAAUUUGCGGCUCGUCACAUUAUUCCCUGGGUUAGUGACAAACUCAAGGCCAACCUGUAUGCCAGUUUCUCAAAAGGUGGCCCUUGGUUGGAAUAUCUCCCGUUACCCGCGAUGGAUACAGAUGUAAAAAGCCCCCCACAGGUCUCGAGCCGAAGAAUUCAUCCAAUGCUGAUUGGAGGCAUAGUCAUAGGCGGUGCUGCUACUGUUUGGAAGGUGUAUAUGCGGAGCCGCUAG
This is a messenger RNA of Penicillium paradoxum, 1479 nucleotides long. Its product is annotated as FAD-dependent oxidoreductase. Lineage: Eukaryota; Fungi; Ascomycota; Eurotiomycetes; Eurotiales; Aspergillaceae. Gene Ontology annotation, molecular function: FAD binding. The record is from RefSeq and is a predicted model, not a curated record. The transcript has 3 exons. Bases 1 to 1479 code for a protein of 492 amino acids.